This is a messenger RNA of Rhinocladiella mackenziei CBS 650.93, 2058 nucleotides long. RefSeq lists its product as uncharacterized. The record is from RefSeq and is a predicted model, not a curated record. Gene Ontology annotation, molecular function: serine C-palmitoyltransferase activity; pyridoxal phosphate binding. Gene Ontology annotation, cellular component: serine palmitoyltransferase complex. The transcript has a single exon. Gene Ontology annotation, biological process: ceramide biosynthetic process; sphingosine biosynthetic process. The coding region runs from base 1 to 2058 and encodes 685 amino acids. Lineage: Eukaryota; Fungi; Ascomycota; Eurotiomycetes; Chaetothyriales; Herpotrichiellaceae.
AUGCCUCGUCGAGUGUCCAACUCCCUUUUAAGCAGUUCACCUCCGACCCCCUGGCCGUCCUUUUCGCCUUCUGAGAAGGGCGGCAACCUCGUCAGCAAGACCUCGCAGAAAGCGAGCAAAAUCGUACAACUCUUCUCGACGUCGCCGAAGACAAAGGAAGCACAAACGGCCGCAGCCGCGCUGCUUGCAGCCAGUAAAGCUCAAGAGCAGGCCUUUCUCGCAUCGGGCUCACCUCCCAUCAGCACACCUUCGCUGUCAUUGCCGAGUAUCUCAUUAUCAACUGCUCGUGCAGACUCGUCGAAUAUGGAUGAACCACCGACUACGCUCUUUCAGCCGCCAUCUCCGGCCGAGACGAGAAAGCUGGCCAGACAACACGCUCAAUUUGGGCCGUUGAUUUCUCACUCUCACAGAUACACCAGUCGACACCAAGGCGGGGAAUUUCCCGAACCCGUUAUUGACGAACCACCCUAUUACUAUCUUUUGACCACCUACAUUUCCUACCUUAUCCUCAUUAUAUUUGGCCAUGUCAGAGACUUCUUCGGCAUGAAGUUGAAGGAGGACAAUUACCGACAUCUCAAAGCACGAAAUGGUUAUGCUGCCCUGAAUAGUGAUUUCGAUAAUUUCUACGUCCGCCGGUUGAAGAUGCGAAUCAAUGAUUGUUUUAACAGGCCCACCACCGGUGUUCCAGGACGUUACAUCACGCUGUUGGAUCGCACGUCUGACGAUGGCAAUGUUCAUUUCUCCAUGACCGGAACUACCACAGAAACGUUGAAUAUGAGCUCUUACAACUACCUUGGUUUUGCCCAGUCCGAGGGUGCUUGCGCCGAUUUGGUGGAGGAAACGAUCAGAAAAUAUGGGCUGUCGACCAGCAGCUCCAGAAGCGAAGUGGGCACCUCGGAACUAGCCCUCGACUGCGAGAGUCUUAUUGCCGAGUUCGUGGGCAAGGAGUCUGCCAUGGUUUUUUCGAUGGGCUUUGGUACCAACGCUGCCAUUUUCCCGGCCCUCGUUUCAAAAGGCGACUUGAUUAUUUCUGACGAACUCAAUCACGCUUCAAUCCGGUUUGGAUCCAGGUUAUCCGGCGCAAUGAUCACAUCCUUCAAGCACAACGACAUGAAAGAUCUCGAGAUGAAGCUCCGAGAGGCAAUUUCUCAAGGUCAACCCCGCACUCACCGUCCUUGGAAGAAAAUCCUGGUCGUGGUUGAAGGUCUGUACUCGAUGGAGGGUACGAUGUGCAACCUUCCAAGCCUUGUGAGACUAAAGAAACGGUACAAGUUUCACCUCUUUGUCGACGAAGCACACUCGAUCGGGGCACUCGGACCACGUGGACGAGGUGUAUGCGACUAUUUUGGAAUUGACCCCUCAGAAGUCGAUAUACUCAUGGGAACGCUUACCAAGUCUUUCGGGGCCAAUGGAGGCUACAUCGCGGGUGGCAAAGCUGCCAUUGACAAACUGAAAGCCAUCAAUGCUGGUGUCAUCUACGGAGAGACGCCCUCUCCAGCCGUGCUUGCCCAGAUUAUUGCAGCUCUUAAAAUCAUCAACGGUGAACUCAGCCCGGGACAAGGCGAGGAGCGUCUGCAACGAAUUGCAUUUAACUCCCGUUAUCUUCGACUGGGCCUUAAGCGUUUGGGAUUUAUUGUCUACGGCCAAGACGACUCUCCUAUCAUUCCACUUCUCCUUUACAACCCUGCUAAGAUGCCCGCUUUCUCACAUGAGAUGCUUAGGCGCAAGAUCUCAGUUGUGGUGGUUGGUUAUCCAGCAACACCACUGAUCUCCUCUCGAGCCCGAUUCUGUGUCUCGGCCGCCCACAACAAAGACGAUCUAGAUCGCCUGCUGGCAGCGUGCGACGAAAUUGGCAACGUACUUCAACUCAAGUUUUCAAGUGGCAUCGCCGGCGGUGCUCCUCCUUUGCCAGAGGGCGUCACCUGGGAAAUGGAGCAAAGCCGCAAACGAUUGGAAAAGCAUGAUAAGGUUGCCAAAUCCCUGGUGGUCUCACCCCGAUGGAGCUUGGAUGAAGUUAUCAAGCGUGGCGUCCAGGACGUCAAAGUCCCUUUGCGAUGA